AUGUAUAAUCAAAAUUUGUUUUCCUAUGUAGUAAACAGUAUUUUAAUAGCAGAAAAAUAUGGAAUUAAUUAUGUGAAAGAAUGGAAUUUUGAAACAUGGAAUGAACCAGACCAUACUAAAGAGUUGGAAUUUAAUUUUACAAGAAAAGGUUUUCUUAAUUAUUAUGAUGCAUGUUCAGAGGGAUUAAAGUUAGCAGAUGUCAAUCUUACAUUUGGUGGACCUGGUGGUUCCUGUCAUGAUCCAUCCACUGGUCGGUCACCUUUAUGUUGGGCUCUUAUGGAACAUUGUAACAAUGGAAAAAAUUUUUUUACUAAGAAAAGGAGUGUUAGAAUUAAUUUUAUAUCAAUUCACAAAAAAGGCAAUGGAACUUCAUCUGAAAUUAUACAGGAUGAAUUAGAAACAAUGAAUAUAAUUAUGAAACAUUAUCCAAAGUUAAAAAAUACACCAUUAUAUAAUGAUGAAAGUGAUCCCAUGGUUACUUGGUCUAAACCUCUAGAAUGGAGAGCAGAUGCAACUUAUGCUGCCAUUGCCAUUAAAAUUAUAGCACAACAUCUUGAAAUGUUUUAUACAAAUAACACUCCACCUUUCAAUUACAAUCUUCUGAGCAAUGAUAAUGCAUUUCUCAGUUAUUAUCCUCAUCUGUUUACACAGAGAACAUUAUUUGCCCGAUUUCAAAUGAAUAACACCAAAACGCCUUACACUGAAUUUGUAAAAAAACCUAUUUAUUCUGUUUUUGGACUGCUCAGUUUACUUGGUAAAAAAUUAAUUUAUGUUAAAGGAAAUUGGAGAAAUUCAAAAACAUUAGGUGCAAUAGCAACACUCAAUGAUGAAUCUGAAAGAUUUGAAUUUGUACUACUGUUGUACAAUAGUCUGGAUACUUUCAAUAUUUCAAGUUACAAUUAUUUAGAUAUUACAAUUGAUGGACUUAAUAUUACAUCAGUAAAAGACUUUAGAAUGGUUCAAUAUCACAUAAAUAACGAAGAAACAAAUCCAUAUUUUUGGUGGAAAAAAUUUGGAUAUCCUCCAUAUCCUUCUAUACAUCAGUUUAAGGUCAUGAGAUCUGUAGAGGGUCCAUUUCGGUUGCAUAAACCAAAAAAACUAUCUUAUCCACCAUGGAAGUUUUACAUGAAGAUACUGUUGCCUGGUGUUAAUUUGUUAUAUAUCUGUGAUAAGCACAAUUUACCAACCUAUGUAAAAAAGAUCCAAAUACUGAGUAUUUCUCAACAAAGUAUCAUUAUAACCUGGAAAGAUCCUUCUAAUAGAUGCCUUUUAACCUAUGAGGUUCAGCAUUCUCCAAAUGGUAUUUUGAGAACUUAUACAAGGAUUAACCAAAAAGACACAGUUUUUCUAUCAUUUACAUACAUGCAAAAGUUACAAAAUUCAAGUCAAACUUUUCAUUGGAAAUGCCCAUUCAAAGGAUUUUACAGAGUUAGGGCUGUUGAUUUUUGGAACCAGAUGGGUCCUUACUCACAACCUGUUUUCUAUUCGUGUUAGCAGAGUAACAAGUUUUCUAAAAGCAUUAUUCACUAUAUGUAUACUUGUCCAAAUUUAAUGUGUGUUAGACAUAUUAAAUUUGGAAAAGUAUACAUGUAGUGAAUAAUGCUUUUAGAAGUAGUUUACUCAAUUAUCAAUUAUUCUCAAUCAUUUUUGUAUUUUUAUUUUCAAGAUAAGUUAGACUAAAAUAUUAAGUCUAGUAUCAGCACACAAAUUAGAAAACUAAUUAAACCUGGGUAUUAAUUUUAAGUUCAAAUAUUCAAUAGAUUUAUCACAUAAAUUUUAGAAGGUGCAAAAAAAUCUAAUUAUUCAAAAUAUCAAUUAUAUACUUUUAGAUACAAUUCAAAAAUAAAAUAUAAUUUCUACUUGGAGUGCUGAUAUUGGGCUACAUAGUCUGAAAAUGCUUUUAAAAGAAUAAAUAUUUUUAUUUGAAUCUCCACUUGGCCACUUUUUUCUGGGUAAAUCUGGGUUUUUAAAACCCCAUCAAGGUUUUUUCCCAUCUAGACCCAAGUUUUUUCAAAUGUCAUGGGUGGCAUAUAUUUAUUUAUUUAUUUAGACAUACUGGGAAGAACCCAUGAUGCAGGGAAUACAAAAAUCAUUACAUAUAUGUUACAAACAAAAAAAUAUUUAAACAAAAUAUCCAAAUACAAACAGAAAACAAAAUUAUGGGGAGAACUAUCCAAACAAAAACAAUGUUAUGAACAAAAAUUAAUUACACCCAUCUAUAAGAGAAAAAAGACUUGAUUUAUCUCGUCAAAAUGUGGAUAGUCUCCCAAAACUUCUUAGCCACACACGCACUUUUAAAGGAAGAAAAGCAAACGCCACCUUUGGGCAAAAUCAAAUACUCCAAUAUGCAAAAACAAACAAAAAUGUACUUCACACUCCGUACAAAGGAUCACAAUAAGGUCCAAAAAAUUCUCAAAUGGAAUAAUAGAUACACCAAAAACACUUUCCCAAAUUUUUUCUAAAUUAGUACACUUAGCUAUGACAUGUAAAGCAUCCACUAGAUGAUCAUCCUAACAAUACAUGCAAAUUUCUCUGCAAUAAUUCUGCAAAAAAUUAAGAGAGUUACAUCUGAUUUGCAUUACGUAGAGCUAAUAUUGAAAGAAAAAUUGUUAUUAUAAAUCGAACAGUCAAAAAAAGAUUUGUUUAAGUGCUUAUACCAAACCUUAUAAGAGCUUACAUUAAUACGUCGAUUCAAAUCAAGAAUAAAAUUAUCAAAAUAAUUUAAUUUUAAGAUAGAGCAACAGUGUGAGAGUCGAAUUUAGGGAAUAAAUUGUUAAAUAAUUUUUUGUUGAGGGAGGAAAAGUGUAAAGAAAUAAAUUUCAAACCGAUAUAAAAAACGAACAUAAAAAUCUUUUCCCACGAACUUAGUUCCUUGUCAAGUAUGAUACAUCGAAUGUGUCACCCGAAAUCUCGAAAAAGGCUAUUGGUCAGUGGUGAAGAAAACAGUCCUAAUAAGGCAGUGGAAAAAACCCAACGAGACCCCGUUUAUAAAAAGGAGGGGUCGAUACGUAAGAGUCAGUCUCUGGAAAUUGGUGCACUGGGAAUUUUACGUGAACGGAUUAGCCGCUACCCGGAACUCAUCUAAUCGCCGCUGUUCGGAAGGACUACGCCCAACAACGUUCGAAAGAACUUUGUGCAACUGGGAAAAAGCAUAUCAACGUUCGAAAGA
Molecule: messenger RNA, 3169 nt
Organism: Centruroides sculpturatus (bark scorpion)
Lineage: Eukaryota; Metazoa; Arthropoda; Arachnida; Scorpiones; Buthidae
Product: alpha-L-iduronidase-like
Exons: 13
Coding region: 1-1494 (497 amino acids)
Biological process (GO): carbohydrate metabolic process
Molecular function (GO): L-iduronidase activity
Source: RefSeq, a predicted model, not a curated record